UAUCCUCUAUUUUCUUUGGUCUUUGUUAAAAAUUAAGAACUUACUUUUUGUUUAAAAACAUUAAGUUUCAUUGGAGUUUUAAUUUUUCUGUUACUUUAUUUUUAUCCUUCUUCAUUGAGAAUAUAAAAUGUCUGGCCAUGUUUCUAUUAAACUAGCAUCUGAAAGAGUUAAUCCUAGCGUUGCAUCGAAUAAUGAAAUACCCCGAUUUUUCACACCCGGAGAAGUGAUAUGUGGUCUUGGAGAUUUUAUGCGAGGCCAUGGCACCUACUUAGAAGAUAACAACAUAAAAUCCUCAGUGGCCGGUGUUAUGCAAAAAGUUAAUAAACUUAUAUGCAUACAUCCCCUGAAAAGCAGAUAUGUUGGUGAAAUUGGGGAUGUAGUAGUCGGCCGUGUCAUUGAAGUGCAACAGAAAAGAUGGAAAGUGGAAACUAACUCCCGGUUAGAUUCAGUACUUCAAUUGUCAUCUGUGAACCUGCCUGGCGGUGAAUUGAGAAGAAGGUCAGCGGAGGAUGAACAAAUGAUGCGACAGCUUCUAAAAGAAGGAGAUCUAAUAAGUGCAGAAGUUCAAAGUAUAUACUCGGAUGGUUCUUUAUCCUUACAUACAAGAAGUUUAAAGUAUGGCAAGUUACAACAAGGUGUUAUGGUAAAAGUUUUCCCAUCAUUGAUCAGAAGAAGAAAGAACCACUUUCAUGUUUUUUCCUUCGGUAUAUCAAUGAUCAUAGGCAACAAUGGCUUUAUUUGGAUCAGUCCCAUCCCCAGGGAGCUUACCAAUGAAGUUAGAAAUGUUAAUGCUGAUACAAGUUCACCGGUAACAGAAGUGAGCAAGCAUGAAAGAAAAGCAAUUGCUCGAAUGAAGAACUGCAUAGCUGCUUUAGCCUCUUCAAAAAUGAUGUUAGAUGACAAUAGCUUAAGAUAUGCAUAUGAAGAAAGUUUCAAAUACCUAAAUGUAAAAGAUCUAUUAGACCCAGAAGCGAUGCUAGAUGUUGCGUUCUUAACACAACAUCGAAUAAAUGAUUAUGAUGAAGAUUGAAA
Messenger RNA from Pieris napi, 1032 nucleotides. RefSeq names its product exosome complex component RRP4 (gene Rrp4). Bases 128 to 1030 code for a protein of 300 amino acids. Gene Ontology annotation, biological process: nuclear polyadenylation-dependent rRNA catabolic process; exonucleolytic trimming to generate mature 3'-end of 5.8S rRNA from tricistronic rRNA transcript (SSU-rRNA, 5.8S rRNA, LSU-rRNA); CUT catabolic process. The transcript has 5 exons. Gene Ontology annotation, cellular component: nuclear exosome (RNase complex); cytoplasmic exosome (RNase complex). The record is from RefSeq and is a predicted model, not a curated record. Gene Ontology annotation, molecular function: RNA binding. NCBI's taxonomy places the organism in Eukaryota, Metazoa, Arthropoda, Insecta, Lepidoptera, Pieridae.